GCAACCGAGGCAGCUAGUCUCCCACUGUUCCCCUGGGGAGAGUCAGAGGCAUAGUCUAAGCGAUUUACGCCCUCUCCCCUUCGUUAGAAACACGUUACAACUACACAGCAGGAUGGAGGCAAUAGCAGACCCUACAUUAGCUGAAAUGGGGAAGAACUUGAAGGAAGCGAUGAAGAUGCUGGAGGAUGCUCAGAGAAGAACAGAGGAGGAAAAUGGAAAGAAGCUCAUAUCUGGGGAUAUUCCAGGACCACUCCAGGGCAGUGGACAAGAUAUGGUGAGCAUUCUCCAGUUAGUUCAGAAUCUCAUGCACGGAGAUGAAGACGAGGAGCUCCCGAGCACCCGAAUUCAAAAUAUUGGAGAACAAGGUCACAUGGCUUUGUUGGGGCACAGUCUGGGAGCCUACAUUUCAACUCUGGACAAAGAGAAGCUGAGGAAGCUUACAACCAGGAUACUUUCGGAUACUACCCUAUGGCUGUGCAGAAUUUUCAGGUACGAAAAUGGCUGUGCUUAUUUCCAUGAAGAAGAAAGGGAAGGACUUGCGAAGAUCUGUAGGCUUGCCAUUCAUUCUCGAUAUGAAGACUUCGUAGUAGAUGGAUUCAAUGUGUUAUUUAACAAAAAACCUGUUAUCUAUCUCAGCGCUGCUGCUAGGCCUGGCCUGGGCCAAUACCUUUGUAAUCAGCUCGGCCUGCCCUUCCCCUGCUUGUGUCGUGUGCCGUGUAACACUAUGUUUGGAUCCCAGCAUCAGAUGGAUGUUGCCUUUCUGGAGAAACUGAUUAAAGAUGAUGUAGAACGAGGAAGACUGCCUCUGUUGCUCGUGGCAAGUGCUGGAACUGCGGCAGUAGGGCACACAGACAAGAUUGGGCGUUUGAAAGAACUCUGUGAACAAUAUGGCAUAUGGCUUCACGUGGAGGGUGUGAAUCUGGCAACGUUGGCUCUAGGUUAUGUCUCCUCAUCAGUGCUGGCUGCAACCAAAUGUGACAGCAUGACAUUGACUCCUGGCCCUUGGCUGGGUCUGCCAGCGGUCCCUGCCGUGACACUCUAUAAACACGACGAUCCUGCCUUGACUUUAGUUGCCGGUCUUACGUCAAAUAAGCCAGCAGACAAACUCCGUGCCCUGCCACUGUGGUUGUCCUUACAAUAUUUGGGACUCGAUGGAAUCGUGGAGAGGAUAAAGCAUGCCUGUCAGCUGAGUCAGCGGUUGCAGGAGAGUUUGAAGAAAGUGAACCACAUCAAAAUCUUGGUGGAAGAUGAGCUUACUUCUCCAGUAGUGGUAUUCAGAUUUUUCCAGGAAUUACCAGGCUCAGCCUCAGACCCAGCGUGUAAAGCUGUCCCGAUGGCAUCAGAUCCAGUGUCCAAAGCCGUCCCGAUGCCAAACAUGGCACCUUCAGCAGUCGGCCGAGAGAGGCACUCCUGUGAUGCACUGNACCGCUGGCUGGGGGAACAGUUGAAACAGCUGGUGCCUGCGAGCGGCCUCACCAUCAUGGAUCUGGAGAUCGAGGGCACGUGCUUGCGCUUCAGCCCUUUGAUGACGGCGUCAGUUCUAGGCACGCGGGGAGAAGAUGUGGACCAGCUGGUGGCCUGUGUGCAGAGCAAACUGCCAGUCCUGACCUGCACUCUGCAGCUGCGGGAAGAGUUCAAGCAGGAAGUGGAAGCCACGGCAGGUCUCCUAUAUGUUGAUGACCCUAACUGGCCUGGAAUAGGGGUUGUCAGGUAUGAACAUGCCAACGAUGAUAAGAGCAGUUUGAAGUCAGAUCCAGAAGGGGAACAGAUCCAUGCUGGACUCUUGAAAAAGUUAAAUGAACUGGAAUCCGACCUGACAUUUAAAAUGGGCCCUGAGUAUAAGAGUAUGAAGAGCUGCAUUUACAUUGGCAUGACGAGCGACGAUGUCGACGUUUCCGAACUGGUGGAGACCAUUGCAGUCACAGCCCGGGAGAUUGAGGAGAACUCACGGCUUCUAGAAAACAUGACAGAAGUCGUUCGGAAAGGAAUCCAGGAAGCUCAGGUUCAGCUGCAGAAGGCAAAUGAGGAACGACUUCUGGAAGAGGGCGUGUUGCGGCAGAUCCCGGUAGUUGGAUCCGUGCUGAAUUGGUUUUCUCCUGUACAAGCUUCACAAAAGGGAAGAACUUUUAACUUAACAGCAGGCUCUCUCGAGUCCACGGAACACACGUAUGUCUACAAAGUACAAGGCCAGAAGCCUUUUAAAAGGUCUGGGAGAGGUUCCGAUGCUUUGAGUGAGACCAGCUCCGUCAGUCAUGUCGAAGACUUAGAGAAGGUGGAGCACCUGUCCAGCGGCCCUGAGCAAAGCACCCUGGAGGCCAGCAGCCCAGAGCCACACCCAGGAGCGCCCAGUUCCCAGAAAGCUGCCCAGCCCGAGGCCCUCCAGAGGGCCCAGUGCCCUGAAGAUGACCGUCCACAGAUGAGGAAGCCAGGGUCCAGAGAUUUAAGAUACAUACAACCUGUAAAUUCUCACCUCUAAUAUUUGCUUAUCAUCUUGCUGC
Messenger RNA from Tupaia belangeri chinensis (Chinese tree shrew), 2498 nucleotides. It is a transcript of the gene PDXDC1, whose product is annotated as pyridoxal dependent decarboxylase domain containing 1. Lineage: Eukaryota; Metazoa; Chordata; Mammalia; Scandentia; Tupaiidae. The transcript is spliced from 25 exons. Gene Ontology annotation, molecular function: pyridoxal phosphate binding; carbon-carbon lyase activity. Bases 113 to 2476 code for a protein of 787 amino acids. Gene Ontology annotation, biological process: carboxylic acid metabolic process. Gene Ontology annotation, cellular component: intracellular membrane-bounded organelle. The record is from RefSeq and is a predicted model, not a curated record.